UAAGUACUCACAUGAAUCAGACCUCAAACCUUUCUAAGCAAUGAAAAAACAUUUGUUAUCACAUGCAAACGCAACAUUUAGAUGAAUUUUAUGCCACAUGUUUACCUUGUCUUUGUUUAUAUGGAGCUUUAUCUGUUUGCAUUAAGUACAUUUUUGCAGUAGAGUGUAUACCAGAGCUGUGUGUAUACAGAAUUAUGUGUGUGUGUUGGGGGUGCGGGGUGGGGAGGGUCAACACAAGGGAAAAUGUGAGUCUUCAAGUACUCAAGGACAUGUGUGUGCAGAAAGAAAAGAAAAGAAAAGAAAAAGGCUGAGCUGCAAGUGGAGUAGGCGUGUGGUGGGGUUGGAAGCUCCCUCACCAAUCCAUGAGAGCAGCACAUCAUCUCAGGCUGUGGAACUGGAUGGGCGAACUCUUCUCUUCCAUUAGCACAGCACAGAUGACCUCAGAAAGCCCUUGAAAAUGACGCUGGCACAUAUUCUAGUCAUCACGCUCAUAGGAACAUGCGUGUCUUUCUGUGCUGCACAGGAAACAGUAUGCACACAGGAGGCUGGGGCUGACAUUGUGUUUCUGGUCGAUGGCUCCUGGAGUAUUGGAAAGGAGAACUUCCAGCGGAUCCGAGAUUUUCUCUACACUCUAAUUGACAGUUUUAGUGUCAGUCCCAAUCAAGUCCGCAUUGGCUUGGCUCAGUUCAGCCAGGACCCAAGGACGGAGUUCCUGCUGAACACGUAUCAAGACAAACAAGACAUUCUCUCAUACAUCAGAAAAUUGCCUUAUAAGGGUGGUGGCACUAUGACUGGCUUGGGACUAGAUUUCAUUCUUAAGGAGCAAUUUACUGAGCAAGCAGGGAGUCGAGCAAGACAGGGGGUACCGCAGAUUGCCAUUGUCAUCACAGACGGUGAGUCACAAGAUGACGUGGAGCCACACGCGGAUGACUUGAGGCGUCGUGGAAUCAUACUGUAUGCUAUCGGGAUAAAAGAUGCAGAUGCGGAACAGUUGAGAAAGAUUGGCAACGAGCCCCAUGACCAGCAUGUGUACAGCGUCUCUGACUUCAGCGCUCUUCAGGGCAUCUCUCAGAACAUCGUCCAGGUGCUGUGUACCACCGUGGAGGAGGCCAAACGGCAAAUCACAGAAGAGUUCCAAGAGUUUGCUGAUGUCUUUUUUCUGGUGGACAGUUCAAUGAAGCCUCCACAGUUCCAGUUGAUGAGGACGAUACUUACUCGCCUGGCCAACCAACUCAAUGUGAAUAUCGAUCAAAAUCGCAUGGGACUGGCACAGUUCAGUGAUGACACUAAAGUAGAAUUUCUUCUGAAUGGCUACAAGACCAAAGAAGAGAUCCUCGCCCACCUAAAACGUUUCAGACUGAAAAGCGGUGGAGCACGGAACAUCGGCGCAGCUUUGGAAUACACCCGCACUCAUUUGCUCACCCCAAAGGCUGGAGCCCGUCUGUACCCAGGCUUUAGACAGUACCUGAUACUGAUGUCGUCGGGGAAAUCAGAUGACAGUGUGUUGAGACAGUCACAGAUUUUUGAAGACCAAAGUAUAAAUGUGAUCACUGUCGGGGUUGGUAACGCUGACCUUGAGGAAAUGCAGAUCAUUGCCACAGAUCCCUCAAUGUCCAAAACUGUGGAAAAAACUGUUGGGCAGACACCACAGGAUAUUAAGAAUAUAAUUGAAUCUAUGGACACUUUCAGUGUAACUGAUGAAUGUCUCUCAGCCACUGUGGCAGACAUUGUAUUCAUUGUGGACCAAUCCAGCACUGCAGGAAGUGAACAAUUUAAUCUUGUGCGUAACUUCCUUUUCCGCAUUGUAGCUGGUCUGGACAUCGGUUCUGAUAAAGUGAGAGUGGGUGUGGUUCUAUACAGCGAUACACCCAAAGCUGAGAUGUACUUGAAUACUUAUAACAGUAAACAGGACAUUCUCUAUCACAUCAGGAGACUUCCAUAUAAAAACAGUGCAACUGCAAAUACAGGAGAGGCACUAGAAUUUGUAAAAAAUGAUGUGUUUACCCAAAGAAGAGGCAGCAGACACCAAUAUGGGGUUCCUCAGACGGCUGUUGUCAUCACAACAGGAAAUUCUACCGAUGACGUCAGCCAGGGAGCAAGGAAGUUACGAUUGUCGGGGGUCAAAAUCUUCACUGUGGGAGGGGUAAAUUCCAACAGGACGGCAUUACUGCAGAUUGCCUCAGAUCCUUCUCGGACCUUUGUCUUCACUGUUGAAGAUCUUGCGAACCUCAACACAAUACAGAGGAAUCUAAGAGCAACUAUUUGCCAUGAAACCGAGCAAAGAGACCAUCCUGUCCAGCUCGUCACAGCUGGGGCCCCAGACUCUCGAAGUUCUGGGAUUCCUUUCCGAGGUGCUGGGAUUCCUUUUCUCAGAUCAGCCAUCUUGAAACAAGGUUGUCGGAAAACUGAAGAAGCAGAUAUUUAUUUCUUAAUUGAUGAAUCUGGGAGCAUCUACGAAAAGGAAUUUCAGAUGAUGAAAAAGUUUAUUUUGGAGUUUUUGCUCACAUUCCAUAUUGGACCUAACCAGGUCCGUGUAGGUCUAGUGAAAUUUGCUAAUGAGCCCAUACCUGAGUUUGACCUGACAGAAACCAAAGACAGGGCUGCCCUUGACAAAGCUGUGGAUAAGGUUUAUCUGGAUGGAGGUGGUACAAACAUAGGAUUGGCAUUGAAGUAUAUGGAGCCCCGAUUUCAAGCAGCUGUUGCGAAUCGACCAGGUCCUGACAUUCCCCGGAUCUUGAUUUUAAUCACCGAUGGGAAGUCGGAUGAUCCCGUGGAAGAACCUGCAAAGGUACUGCGAGAACAAGGAGUCAUAAUCUACACAAUAGGAGUCAGGGGUGCAGAUGAAAAACAGCUGGAAGAUAUUUCUGGUGAUCCUCUGAAUGUUUUUCCAGUCAAUGAUUUUGAUGGUUUAUUCCGAAUCAAAGAUCGCAUUGUUCAAAACAUGUGUUCCAAAGCAGCGUGCAAGGAUAUGAAGGCAGAUGUUCUCAUGCUGGUAGAGAGUUCAAGCCUAGUUGUGCCAGCAGAGUUUCUGAGGAUUAAAUUCUUCAUCGAGUCUCUCAUGAAACAGUCAGUGAUUGGACCGGAUGCACUGCAUAUGGGUAUAGUAGAGUAUAGUACACAGCCACAUACAGUAUUUCCUCUCAGCUAUGAGGAAGCCGAGAUGCACAAGAAAAUUGCAGACAUGCCUCACUUGGGCGGUGGCACUGAGACUGGCAAAGCCCUUCAGUAUGUUUCCCAGUUCUUUGAUAGGUCAAUGGGCGGUCGUCCUGGAGUCCUACAAAUCCUGAUUGUCAUAUCUGAAGGGAAGUCACAGGAUGACGUCGCUGAUGCUGCUAGCAUGCUGAAGCGGAAGGGGGUCAUCAUCUAUGCCAUUGGCAUUGGCAGUGCAAACAAAAAUCAAAUGGACACCAUUGGCACCCAUGUUUUUCUCAGGAGGAAUCUUGCUCCAGAGGAGCUGCAGUCAGUAUCACAGGAUAUCAUGUUUGAUAUCUGUCAUUUUAAGCAAGGAUGUGACAUCGACUUCGCAGACAUAAUCUUUCUUGUAGAUGGUUCACAGAGUGUCAGUUAUGAACAGUUUCAGAUUAUGAAACACCUCAUGUCAUCCAUUGUGAACAGCUCUUCUGUUGGAGAAAACGCUGUGCGCAUUGGAGGCAUUGUUUACUCCACUGAACCAGAAAUCAAGUUUGCCUUGAAUGAAUAUAAUACCAAUAAGGAGCUGAGACAAGUCAUAUCAGAACUGAAGCCUUUGGGUGGUGACACUUACACAAGCAAAGCACUGAGUUACUCUCUAGACUACUUCAGUGAAUUCAGUGGUGGCAGAAAUGAACUGGUGCACAAGUUUCUCAUAGUUAUGACCAAUGGAGAGGCAAGAGAUGCUGGGGAAUUGAAAAAUACUGCUGCUAAGCUGCGUGAAAAAGGAAUCAGGAUAUUUGGUAUUGGAGUACAGCAGGAUGAAAAUAAACAACUACCAAAUCAGCUGCUUACAAUGGCCGAUGACCCCAACAGAGUGUUCUAUGUGGAUAAUUUGAAUGCCUUGGGAACAGCAGACAGAAACAUUUCUGAAGAGAUCUGCAAAGAUGAAAAACUUGAAUGUAAUAUGGAUUUGGUGAUGCUUAUUGAUGGGUCUGACAGCAUUGACAACCAGAACUUCACACUCAUGAAGAACUUUAUGAAGGAUUUGGUGGAGAGUCUUCGAAUAGGUCCAAACUUUACCCAGGUUGGUGUGGUCCAGUUCUGCCGCAAAGAGGAAGACAUCCGAACAGAAUUCCACCUCAAUACCUAUAACAAUGCUAAUGACAUAAGGGAGAACAUUGGAUCUAUCACACAAAUAAAAGAAGGCAAUUCAAUUGCAGCUGGGCUGGAUUUCGUCAGGAAGUAUUCUUUUCUGCCUGAACAUGGAGGUCGAAAGGGUGUCCCUCAAGUUUUAUUAUUAUUAACGGAUGGAGUCACAGAUGAGAAAAAUGCCCCAGAGAUUGCAGAUAAGCUCAGAAUGAUGAAAAUAAAUAUUGAAGUCAUUGGAGUUGGCCGAAUAGACAGUGAUCAGCUCCAUAAAAUACAGGCAAAUGGACGCAAACCACUUACUCUAAGUAGCUUUACAGAACUCCACCGUCACUUGGGAGAAGUGUUGAAGAUAUUGUGUGAAAAAAAGCAGAGUCAUCUGGAAGCUGGAUGUACUGUGGACAUUGCUGUUGGAUUUGAUAUCACCAGAAGGCCGAGUAAACCCACUCUCUUCAGUGGACAGGGCCAGUUGAAGCAGAGACUGCCUAAGAUAAUCAGAGACAUAUCAUCUCUGGAUGGCAUAUGCUGUGCUCCUCCUAAUAACAUUGUUAAUCCAAGGAUCGCCUUCCGUCUGGUGGAUCAAAAGGGGAAGAUGCUGGAAUUUUUUGACUUUACCCAGUACAACCCCGACAACCCCGAUAUUGACAAAAUAGUGACAAAUUUAGCAAUAGGCGAGGACACCUUUUUCAACAAACAGCUGCUGGAGUCUUUUGAGAAACUCUUCAGACCAAGGCAGGCAGAAAUAAAGGCACUGAUCAUUUUCUCAGAUGGACUUGAUAACUCAGUGGAGAUGCUGAAAAGUGAAUCAGACAGGCUAAGGAAAAGUGGAAUAGAUACGCUGUUGGUGGUGGCUUUAGAGGGAACCCAAAACGCUCAUGAGCUUCAAAUGGUUGAGUUUGGUUUAGCAGGUCCUGGUGAAGUCAACAGGUACAAGCAGCACUUUUCCAUUGGGAUGGAUAACAUAGCUAAUGCCAUAAAGACAAACCUAGUUUCAGUGGUUCUGAGGAAGUGUUGCAAUAUAAGUUGCAUUUGUGUUGGGCCACCAGGGCCCCCUGGACCCCCAGGGUAUCAUGGACCGAAGGGAAUUAAAGGACUCCCAGGAUAUCCGGGAUUCCCUGGAGAUGAGGGAAGCAGUGGAGGCCGAGGACCUCCAGGACUGAAUGGAACCAAAGGAGACCAGGGAUGCCAAGGGAUGAGAGGUAUAAAGGGUGGAAGAGGCUACAGUGGUGAAAAAGGGACACCUGGAGAAGAUGGCCUGGAUGGUGUGCAUGGAGAUCAGGGUGAUCCUGGAAGUAAUGGCACGGCUGGAGAGAGAGGAGAUCCUGGCAAUCCGGGUUAUCCAGGCAUCAGAGGUGGUCCAGGGACUUAUGGCGAGAAAGGAUUAAGAGGAGAUCCUGGAGCGCCUGGGAGAGACAACAUAAUUGAAGGUCCAAAAGGAGACCAAGGCAGCCAGGGAGCACGGGGAGAAGCAGGGGAAGAUGGCCGUCCUGGAGAGGAGGGAUUACCCGGAAAUGAUGGUCCCAAUGGCAGGAGAGGUCAACCAGGGGGGCAGGGACGCAUAGGAAGUCCAGGUGACUCUGGUAUUGAGGGUCCCCCUGGUCCUUCAGGACCUCAGGGUGCAAGGGGAUUACCAGGUUUUGUGGGACCUAUAGGUCCUCAUGGUUUACCAGGCCCGCAGGGGUUUCCAGGAGUAGAGGGACCAAGAGGAUUCAGGGGCCAUUCAGGGAACAAAGGACAAAAAGGGCAGCAAGGCGAUCCUGGAGUCCAUGGAGCCGAGGGAUCAUUGGGCCCCAGAGGACCCCCGGGCCUUGAUGGUAGGGAUGGAUAUGGACCACCUGGACCAAAAGGACUGAAGGGAGAUCCAGGCUUUCCUGGUUAUCCUGGAUUGCAGGGUGAGGAUGGUGUGAAGGGCCAGUCUGGAGGUCCAGGCCCAAAAGGAAACCAGGGACGAGGAGGAAAUGCUGGAAGACCUGGCAGAGAGGGUGAUAUUGGAUUAGUCGGAGAGCCUGGACACCAGGGCCAUAGAGGACCUCCAGGCAAUAAAACAGACAUUUGCCACCUGCUGCCUUAUAUUCGUGAGAAUUGUGUAUGCUGUAAUGGUCAGACUGACUGCCCAGUCUAUCCCACUGAGUUGGUCAUAGGCUUGGACAUGUCCGAGGAUGUGGACCAGCGGGCGUUUGAAAGGAUGCGCAGCAGCAUGUAUGACCUGUUGAAGGACAUCUCCAUUUCUGAAAGCAACUGUCCCAAGGGAGCACGGGUCGCAGUGGUCUCCUACAACUCCAACACCAAACACCGUAUCCGUUUCUCAGACUACAGACAAAAGGACAAGCUCUUGGAAUUAGUGAAUGGCACUACCCUCGAACGCAGCUCGAGCAGGCGCAAUAUUGGUGAGGCCAUGCAGUUUGUGGCAAGGCACUCCUUUAAACGAACCAGAUGGGGUGCGCUGAUGAGGAAGGUGGCCAUCUUCUUCUCCAAUGGUGCCUCUGAGGACGCCAAUGCCAUCAACACUGCCAUGCUGGAGCUCAAAGCCAAUAACAUCCAAACUGCAGUGAUCGCCCUUAGAAACACCCCUAAUGUCCAGCGUGCAUUUGAGGCAGAUGACACAAGAAGCUUUAUAGUGCAAACUCUUCGAGAGGGACCAGACCAGUUAAAUCAGCUGAUGAAGAUCCAGCGCUGUGCCAUCUGUUAUGAUUUUUGCCAACCUGAUCCAGAAUGCAGUGACAUCGACCUGCUAAAACUAAAUGUAGACUUGGAUCUUGAUCUGACGUUGCUGGUGGAUGGAUCUCGGACAAUGAAAGCAGAUGAGUAUGUGGCAGUGAAAGAGCUGUUGGCUUCGGUCCUGAAGCAGAUAAAAGUGAGUGAGCAGCCAGAGAGGUCAGACAAACAGGCCAGAGUGGCUCUGUAUCAGACGUCCCCCACUUAUCACCCAGAUGGACGGUUGGGAACAGACAACCCAGUGCAGAGGGAGUUUGACUAUACAACCUACUCGAACACCGAGGACAUGAGGAGACACCUCUUGGAGGACGUACACCAGCUGGGUGGCAAGGCGGGUCUGGGACACGCCGUGGAGUGGGUCAUCGACAAAAGCACCGCGGCCCCGAGCCCACGCAAGCACAAGAUGGUGCUGGCUGUGGUGGGUGAGGAGACCAGCGGGUGGGACAGAGCCAAGCUCGACCAGGUCUCAAGGAUGGCCAAGUGUCAAGGAGUGGGGGUGUUCGCUAUGACAACCGGACGCAAAUUCAACGCCCAAGUGAAGGAGCUGGCCAGUUCCCCGCUGGAUCAGCACAUCCUCCACUUGGGAGAGGGGGAGCCAGGACAGAUGGAGUACGCACGUCGCUUCCUGCAGGCUUUCUUGGGUACUCUGAAAAGAGGAUUAAAUGAUUAUCAUGUACCGGGGAUGUGUGUCGGACGACCAGGUAGUCUUGGCCCACAGGCAGCAGUUGGACCUAACAUUGAGAGUGUUCCUUUUCCUGUAUACCUGGAAGCAGAGGACCGCCUCAAUGACCAAAGGACUCCAAAAUACGUUCCUCCCGUAGAGAAUCUUGUUGUGAUCAGGCCAGCAGGAAGGACGAGAACAUCUGAUGGAACUCACUCACACGCUCCCGGUAUAUACAGGAGAAAACGUAUAUACAAGAAGAACGGAAGGCCCAAUGUGUGAAAACAAGCUGCCACGAGUCUUAACAUGAGAGGAAUCGGUUAAAUUAACAAGAAUCAUUUUCCUGGAAUCAUCAAGAUGCAUUUAGAAAGAGGCAUAUUUUUUAGAUAACUGUUAAAUAUUGAAAAGAAAAUGUUGCUAAUACACAUUAUGGUAAAUAUAUAUAUGGGAUAAAAUGACAUAUGAAGGACAAAAGUGUUUCAUUUACCUGCUGUGGAAUGUUAGGAUAAAACAUUGUCAAUGCACUUACUUUUC
Messenger RNA from Alosa sapidissima (American shad), 8188 nucleotides. Its product is annotated as collagen alpha-6(VI) chain-like. Gene Ontology annotation, biological process: extracellular matrix organization. Gene Ontology annotation, molecular function: extracellular matrix structural constituent conferring tensile strength. Lineage: Eukaryota; Metazoa; Chordata; Actinopteri; Clupeiformes; Clupeidae. The record is from RefSeq and is a predicted model, not a curated record. Bases 458 to 7936 code for a protein of 2492 amino acids. The transcript is spliced from 39 exons.